AUGGAUGCCGCCGCCACGCCCCUGCUAUCUAGCAACGACCCGUGUCAUCUCGCUAUGCGCUACCGCAAGAGCGAAAAGGCUCCGGCGGCGAGCCUCAGAUCCACAAAUCCGAACGGCACCAUACCCGAGACGCUCGUUACAAGCUUCCCAAUAUCGCAUUACGCCACUGUGAGCUUAGAGGCCCUCGGAGAGUUCGUCUACAUGCACACUGAAGACACACAGGAGAACAUGUUCUGUUCCUCCUUGAUAGGGGAAACCCAGCUUCUCAAAUCGACUUUCCCUGAGCUUUUGGAUGGUCAAGAUCUGCACUGGGAGUGCGAGCGGCUGCGGACAAUGCUGUAUGGCGAUGCAAGGAAAAGAUUCAUCUAUCGGAGGCGGAAGCCCUUGAGUCACGGGUCAUUGGAGUCGCUUAAUGAUCGAAGAAGCGACGAAAUAGAAGUCACCCGCACCACGUUGGAGCAAGUACAGGAACGCAACGCGAACGAGCCUCAAAUCCUUACUGCGCCAUCUGAUGAAGCGAAUCCCAAAGAAGCAAAGGAUCCAGCAGUCGCUACCACAGUCACUGAGCUUUGUUUGUCUGAGGAUCACCACGGUAUCGCAGGGAAUCAAGCACAACCAAUAGCAAAGACACCAGAAGAGCUUGCCAUGGAGAAGGCCCAGAAGGACGCCAGACAAUUUGCAUACCGCCAGCGUUUCUUGAGUCGACGGUACAUUUCCAUGCUCAGAGUAACACGUCCAAGAUGCCCUCGAGAAGUUGUGAUGUGUCAUUUCGACAUUCAAGACCACACCAAAGUCUCCGCUCGGGAUCAAAAACGAGACCCGUCCCUUGGCACUAUGGAAUACACAACCUUCGAUCGUGUGUUUGCAGCAUCAGCGCCUGAGGAGACCAUCCUUGAUAAGAUAAGCCCGCUUUUCUCCGAGCUAGCUGACCCUACGGGUAGCCAUAUGAUCUUUGGGGUGGACGGCUUUAGUGGUUGCGGAAAGUCUCACACUAUGGCUCAUGUGCUCACGGCUCUUGGCCAGGACUUGUUCGCUAGUUCAGUGAGGCCUUUGCAGAUCGCGGUCGAAGUAUUCCAGUCCUCAGGGAGGGAUGUGGAUUCACUUGACAUCUCCGCCACAGCCGUACAAGGUCUACGAAAAUCUAGUCAAGUUCCAUUGGACAUAGGACGAGAUCGGAUGUUCCGUAAGCAGCGACCACUAUACAUAGUCAAUGAGCUGUCCGCCUUUCGUCACCUGCUGGAAGAGACUGCAAGCUUCCGCAAUCAAAGUCCGACCAAAAACAACGCGACGUCCUCCCGCACACACCUCGUAGUUCUCAUAUACGUCACUUCUGGCGUUCGUCAAACGACAUCCACGCUUUGUUUACUGGACCUAGCAGGUAGUGAGCGCAACGAUGCUGCAGGAGCCGCGGGGAACUUCGAAGAAGAUGGGCGUACAAACAUCAUUAACAAUAGCCGCAUGAACAUACAUCUUGCGCUCGAAGCUGGACUUGUGGGUAUCAAGAAGAUAUCUCGCGAGACUUCGAUUGGAACCCUGCUCCAAGAGCUUCUAAUUGAGCGAAACGCCCUGCUCAUUAUGCUCUUCCACGUCAGCGUGUACACCCAACUCACUGGAGCCGUCUUGCCAACGUUGUCUACCGCUGAGCGUCUGAACCAAGCAAACCGCAAGCAUAGGCAGGGUCUCAGUGACAAACCAAGGACCAGAACUUCAUGGAAUUGA
Alternaria ethzedia is the source of this 1719-nucleotide messenger RNA. RefSeq lists its product as uncharacterized. Gene Ontology annotation, biological process: microtubule-based movement. The transcript has 4 exons. The coding region runs from base 1 to 1719 and encodes 572 amino acids. The record is from RefSeq and is a predicted model, not a curated record. Gene Ontology annotation, cellular component: microtubule; kinesin complex. NCBI's taxonomy places the organism in Eukaryota, Fungi, Ascomycota, Dothideomycetes, Pleosporales, Pleosporaceae. Gene Ontology annotation, molecular function: microtubule binding; ATP hydrolysis activity; microtubule motor activity.